Molecule: messenger RNA, 1918 nt
Organism: Adelges cooleyi (spruce gall adelgid)
Lineage: Eukaryota; Metazoa; Arthropoda; Insecta; Hemiptera; Adelgidae
Exons: 5
Coding region: 64-1608 (514 amino acids)
Source: RefSeq, a predicted model, not a curated record
UAAAAUUCAAUUUUUAAAAAUUGUUUUCAGUUGUUGCUUACGUGUAAGUAAACUAAAGUCGUCAUGAUGAAAAUUAUCAUAUUAUUCACGUUAUUUUCAAUUAUUAAUGUAUCGUAUGUAGCCGGCGGCAACUCAUGCAAAUCUCAAGGUACAAGCAUUAAAAGUAAAAACUUGGGAAGGUAUGACAAGCUUAGUGAUAAUUUAAAUGAUAUACCAGAACCACCAAACACUGAACAAAAUUAUCCGGGAGAGAGUUCAUGUUCCAACGAAAAUCAACAGGAAAAGUUGGUGGAAGAAUUGGAAGAAUUGUACCGCGUGGAAAUUUUACAAUUGUUAAAUUCUAUGCCGACGUUAGACAAGAAGGAUGUUAAGUUUGACCAAAACGACAUUAAACUACUUACGGAAGAAUGCAAACUUGACAAAAACUGUUUAAAACAGAAAAAAGCAUCGGUCAAAAAGUAUCAGCAGAAAAUGCAAGCGAUCCAGUGCAUAAACGGUUUGUUCGUUUUGAAAGUUUUGGACGACCUGAAAACAAUGGAGCCAGUUUUUCAACAUCAACAUUAUCUAAAAAGCAUGUUGUCGCUGUUGAGCAUAGCGAAAUGGGUCGCUUAUCCUUGGCAGAUCGAAAUGUUCACCUUUGCGGAGGGUCUCGCGGCCUCGGACGCCGACUUGGGUUUAUACGAAGAACAUUUGAAAAAUAACGAAAAACGCAUACGGGACAACACGUUAGCGGUCGUUUGCCAAUGUGUCAAUGAUAAAUAUUUAUUAUCGUAUCGAGACAAAACGUCGUCGUCGUCAGUGACGUCAACGAUGAUAUCUGGUCUCGUCGAAGGCGUUUAUUCGCAGAUGCAGUUGUUGUACAAAAGCGACGAGUUCAGGCACUACGGUCACCUGGAACUGUACACUGCACGCAAUCUUAUGUUGUGGCAUCUGCACACACGUCACGAUGUCAUUUUCGACUUGGCAAUGUACGACUACCAACUGGACACGAGUAACGUGGAACGUCAAUUGAUGGGAUACGUGGCGCAGUACAAUCCCCAAGAGUCGUACCACGGAUGGAUAUUGGACCCGAUCGGCGGCAAUAAGUACAAUGUGCUGAUCUCCAAAUGCAUUUACCUGAGACUCGUGUACGCCGCGUGGGUUCAUUUGUAUACAUACCGCAUCUUGCUGAGCCGAUCGUCCGAAGUGAACGCGUCACUGUUGGAAGUCUGGAAAACCCUCGUCGAUCCCCUGAAACGUGCCUUGAGGUUGUUUCGGUUUAACGGAAACAUCUACUGGUCUGCAUUAAACAUUAUGAUGGACGACUUAAGUAACAUCGGCAUAGAACAACUAGCGGCACGGGAACGGUAUACGAGAAAUUAUUUUUGUCGAGCAGCAGAAGAAUUGGAACUCGCUAGUGCAUCCGACAUAGAUCGACAGUUAAAACAAUUAAACGUUUCAGAAGACCACGGUGUAACGUAUGAGAGGAUCGAUGCAAAUUCCAACGUUCUAAAUAUGUACAUCACUAGAAUAGUUCAUGCAUUAAAGCCGAUCGAUGGCAGGUUUGUUCGUAUAAUAGUGUCCGCCGAAGGGAAUGAAACCUUUUUUAAGCAUUCGAAAAAAAAUUAAAAAUAUACAAUGAUAUAAUAAUAUUUUAUAAUAAAUAAUCAUUUUUUCCCCCUUAUAUUUACAUAAUAUUGUUAACCGUUAUAAUUUUCAUGCUGUAAUAUUUUUUCUUUUAUAUAAGCACUUAAAAAAAUAUAUAUACAUAUAAAUAAUUUGGUUUAGCGAUUAACGUGACGUGUAUUUCGGACGGUUCUUCAAAUCUUUUUUGGAAAGUAUGACUGAUUAAACUUCUGGAUAUGCAUAAUAUCCAUUAGAUUAUUAUUACUGUUAUUAUUACCAAAAAUUGUUUAAAUAAUAUUAUAUUACCAUUGUA